UGAACUGUUAAAAAUGAAUACAAUUAGACGAGGACUGAAGAGGAAGGAACCUGAGAGGGAGGAGGAGUACCAGGCAGGACUUACACAGUUUCAGGCUGCAGUAAGGAAACGUGAAUCUAUCCGUCUUAAACUUCAGUUGGGUUCAGCUCCGGGUAUUAUGGAGAAAGAAAUCCAGAACAAGAUAAAAAUUGAGGAAUCUGUAGCUCAGGGUACAGCUAGGUUUCUGACGGCCUGCAAGAACCAGAACCAAGCCCUUGAAGCGGCUAAAAAUUUACUUUUGGGGAAUCUACGAGUUGAUAUGUUGAGAUUUGAAUUGAAUAAACUGCGGCGAGGAAGAGGUAGUCCCGCGAUGAAGAAAGGAAACCCCAGCUAUGCAGCGGUCAGUCUAUCAGAUAUUAGAAUUCCUCUACUGUGGAGACCUAGGGACCAUAUGCAGGAUACUGGAGACAGUCGUAAGUUUGCUGUGUUUUGUAUUGUCCGUGUUGGAUCUCAAAUAUAUGAUACUGCGUUAAUAUCUCCCGUUGACAGACACAGCACAGACGUUUGCUUCAAUGAUGUUCUUCUCUUUAGUAAAAUGCCUCCGUACUUUGAGCUGAAGCUUGAGCUGUACAGUUACCUACUGACUGAACCCUCCACCUCGGCUCACGCUAAGCUAGUCAAAUCCAUUAGUAAAGCUGUUGGGAAAACUUUCAGUAAACCACUUAGAGACCAGGAAAAUCAGGAUGAGAUUGAAAUAAAGAAAAGUAAAUCUAAGCCUGGACCCCAGUUUGAUCUUCUAGCUACAGCUACUCUUAGGUUGGAGGAUGCCGGAGAAGAAGUAAAACCCCACGAACUAUUUCUUGAAGAUGCUGAGAAUGACCGUCUUCCUCCAUUGUUCGGUCAGUUCUGUUGUCGGCUAGCUGUACAACCGUACUGCAGAGAAGAACCGGUUCUGGUUGGUUCUCUGUCGGUCCGGUACCCCUUGAACGAACGCUACAGCGGAGACAGAUGGGCAGAGAACUGCUGGGCUAGAUUAAUGGAUUGGAAACUCUGUCUUUGGCAGGGGUUGGAUCAGUAUGAAGCCGCUAGAUCACCGUCGAAACAGAUCCGGAUAGACCAGGAGACAACUAUCCGGGACGAGGGAGAUAUAUUCACCGUGGAGAACUACGGAGACGGGAUUAUUGAGUUCAAAUGUGAAAACAAGGAAAUGAAAGUUAUGUGGUUGGCGCAUUUAUACCAGCAUGCUUGCGAUCAUAAACGAUGGAAACUGGCGUCCCAGCAGAAGAUGGAAGUUCUAAGCCCUGAUACCAAACCUAUCCGAACCAAGAGUAUGUGUAGGACCCGGAGUAAGCUUGUCCUUCUCUACAAUGAAACAAAAAUUUAAUACUAGUUCCAGAGGUUUGAUUUAGCCCUUGUGGAAAAUGGAAGAAACAGAAUUAAGGAAGUUUAGCUCAUCAUAUGUUCUUUAAUUCAAUAUCUCAGCUGUGGACACUACCCAUGAACAAUUAAAAAAUGAUAACCCUUGCAAGUUUUCUAGAAUUGUUUUUUUCAGCAGAUUUGAUCUCGCAGUAGUUUAGCAUUAAUUGUAAAACCUAAUUAAGAUUUGCCUGUUUCAGA
Molecule: messenger RNA, 1596 nt
Organism: Eurytemora carolleeae
Lineage: Eukaryota; Metazoa; Arthropoda; Copepoda; Calanoida; Temoridae
Product: rhotekin-2
Exons: 11
Coding region: 14-1363 (449 amino acids)
Biological process (GO): mitotic cytokinesis; actomyosin contractile ring assembly; septin ring organization
Cellular component (GO): actomyosin contractile ring
Source: RefSeq, a predicted model, not a curated record